AGCUAGUCUCGUGAGGGGAGUAGGGUUAGUCGUCUGCUUUUGCUGUCGUCUGCUCCCGCUAACACAAUAACACAACAAGCUUAACAUCUUAACAUCAGCAAAUAUGUUAGUGAAACAAAAUGCCAGAGGCCCAUCAUACUCCUGAUGAGUGUAUUCUUUAGGGAUUUUAUUACCCUCCCAUUUUAUUAUAUGUGGCAAGGAAACUAUGCUUUCUCUCCCAGCCAUUGACUGCUUCACAUUACUUAUUUCUGUACUAUUCAGUGUAAAGUCGUCACAAUCAGGGCGACAUGGAGAGCAAACCUAUGGCCUGUUCUGCAGAGAGUCAUGGUAUUGACAUCCUAAAUUUUUGCAAUAAUGAAGAAGUGUCACAUUCUAUUGUGGUUGUUGAAGGCAAUGUGAAAUCUUGUGGUAACAAUUGUCAAUCAAGGACUGUGACUGUGGACCGUUUCAGUAGGUCAUGGUGUGCUCCCAAUACAACAAUUCACUAUGUUUCAAAAACCUGUUAUUUCAAAUUCAUUUUAAGAUUAGAGAAAGGUGUUAAUACAUUCUCAAUCAAAUACUGUUCAUUUUUAACAGAAUUCACUCUGGUGUUUAAGCCUAGAAACACCUCUUUCUGCGUGCUACCACUUUAUGUUAUAUGUAAAGGCCAUGACGGACGUUUUCAGGCCCCUGAAUACGAAGACAAUUCAAUUGACAGUGCCUGUGACAGGAUAGAUGUAGGAAUUCGACUUGUGCAGUCUUUAUUUGCAGAAAAACUGAAACAGGGUGGAUUUGGCCGAUGUACCUUCCAACUGCAGUCGGAUACAAACCCUAAGGUUCCUGAUGUAAAUGUAUUCUAUAGUAAUAUUUCAGUUGAUGAUGCUCACUCGAAGCCAAUGAAGGACUUGUGGGCGUCUCUUGCCAGAGAGAUAAUGAGCUCUCAGUUGGGAAAUGAGAAGCACAAGUUUGUCGCAUUUCUGUCUUCAACUUUCUACAACGGACAAUCAGUCACGGGUAGUCGACCUUCUCAUGACGACAUUCUCAAAUGCACUGAUGGUUAUGUGGCCAUGGGUGGAGGGGGCCUAGCAUUGAUUGGUACUGGGUGCUUACAUACCUGGGCAACUACAGUAGAUGAAGUAGAACCACGGCUUAUAAAUAACACCAAAGUUGACAAAACCCUGUUUAUGGAUGACAGCAAUUAUCGAGGAACUUAUGGAGGCUGCUAUGCUUCUACUCUUGGUGCUACUUGUCAUGAGAUGGGUCAUAUUUUUGGUCUUGGCCAUACAAUUCAUGGCAUUAUGGGUACAGAAUACCACUUCAUUCAUCAAAUGUUCCUAACUGCCGAAAAUGAAGGCAUGACUAAUACACAGCUUAUAGGAGUAGAAGAUCCAAGCAAACCAAGUAACAUACAUGCUACACAGCUAGUAAAAGAACUGAAAGUUGACUGGAGUGUUUCUGACCACAAACCACUACUCCGUCGUAAGGUCUUAGCUUUACGUUCACCUUCAAAUGACCCACUUCAGGCAGCAGCUUUCAAUUUAAACACCAUGCAGUCCAAGAACCUUCACCCCAACAACACAGCUAAUUUUCAAUUUCUUCAUGAAGUCUGCAUACCUGAGCCAACUUUUGACAGCCAAGAUAAUGCAUCAUUUUGGCCUCAAAGCUGUUUGGCACUUUUAGCUUACGACAAGUGGAUAAACCCAAAUGCAAAUGAGGAAAACAUCAGUGGCAUCUCAUGUGACAGAUCCAGAUGCAUAUUUUCAACGCAUGGUUUGCGGGUAGUGGAUCUGAGAGCCGAAAAUGCCAAGUCAAUUCUCCACUGGAGAUUCAAUCAAAACAGUGGAGUCCCAAAAUUUUGCAUACCAGAACACUUUAUGUAUCCAAAUGUAAGUUCUGUUUUCACAAUAGAUUCAGUUGGGAAUGUGUUAAAAUUUAACAUCAAAUCAGGUGUUUUGUCAGAAGUGUAAUGCUCAAGGCCAAUUUCAUCUCAUGA
Molecule: messenger RNA, 1972 nt
Organism: Thrips palmi
Lineage: Eukaryota; Metazoa; Arthropoda; Insecta; Thysanoptera; Thripidae
Product: putative zinc metalloproteinase YIL108W
Exons: 5
Coding region: 288-1946 (552 amino acids)
Source: RefSeq, a predicted model, not a curated record